CCGAAUGUCCAUGGCAUGUUUAACUUAAUCGAAAAUGGAUUUAUCGACUUGCAAAAAAUACAAUUUGCUUACUAGGACUAUUUUCGGAAUAACAAUAAGCCGUUCUAGAAAUAUUCGCUGCUGCAGAGUGGAGUUUGGAAUCUUAUAUUGGCUUACAAACAAGCAAGUGUGAUUUUUUUAAAUACAAUAAACAGGGGAACUUAAAAGCUGGCUGGCAACGUAUAUCGGCCAAUGCAGAGAAAAUGGCUAAUUUCCGGAUUACACAUCGAUCGCUGUUCGAGUUUUGACCUUGUCUGGAACACGACUGUUCAUAAAGACUGUAAACAUUUGUUUUAUGUUCUACAAUUAUUAAUUAUUCAAAAAGAAGUUUAUUAGCACUGCUGUGGUAAUAAUGUGCCUUAGUACGCUUACAGAAAUUAUUACAGCUAUUUGAACCAAGAGAAGAAAUCAGACGCAUUCCGUCGUAUAGCUAGAAUUAUACCACCUGAACUAUUGAUGAUCUCUGCGCUAAAGUCAAGAUACGGCGGAUUAAAUUCGAAAUCAGACGCAUUCCGCCGUAUAACUGGAAUUAUACCACCUUAGCGUUUGAUGAUCUCUGAGCAAAAGCCCAGAUUCAGUGGAUUAAAUUCGAAAUCAGUAGCAUUUCGUCGCACAACUGGAAAUGUACCACCUUGAAUUUUGGUGAUCUCUGGGCAAAAGUCCAAAUUCAGCGAUUACAUUCGGCUAUAAGUGGCCCGGUGUUUUUACAUUGACGGAUUAACGGUGUAAAACAAACAUUUACCUGUUUAAAAACGUAAAUAUUAAAAAAAAAUAUGGAUCUUUUUACGGCUAUUUCAAAUGGAAAAGUGCGACAUAUCACUCAGUUGUUACAAGAAAGUGAUGGCAGUUUAGAGGCACGUUUGUACGACGGAAAAACGCCCUUAAUUUAUACAGUAUGUGACGGAAAUGAGGACGUUAGAACACACGUUGUGCGCAUGCUCCUACGUAAAGGCGCUGACGUUAACGCUCGGGACAAAAGCGGACGUACAGCGUUAAUGUACGCGACCAUGGACGUUGACAAAAUUGACCUUGUGCGGGUGUUGUCACGUUGCAAAUUGUGUGACGUCAACGCUCAAGACAAGGACGGAAACACGGCUAUUAUUCAUGCCGUUAUGUGUGCAAAUUCGUCAGCAAUUAGAAUUCUUGUGAAUGCUACUGCAACUAAAUCCUCUAUGGAUCUAGAACUUCGGAAUAAACACGGAUUGACAGCCUUGGAUGCCGCAGUAAAGCUGCAAAUGACGGAAUGUUGCAGAAUAUUAGUUUGUGAAGGAGGGGCCGACAAAAAACGCGUCUCUAAUCAAACCGGUCUUAAACGACUUAUGGAAGAUGAAAAUCUUCUAAAUCGAACGAACAAUCCUCAUUCUAGAAAUCCAUCAAGGACCGCCCUUGUAAACCGGUUAUUGGCUUCUCCAAUACCGGAAGACAAACAAUUUGAAGGCUCGUACAUGUCACGUGACACUACUCCGAAUUAUGUUGACGAUUUUCCGGAGCGACAUACAUUGCUCAAUAAUUUGUCUCGUUCUAAUAGCCUGCACCGUUCAAACAGCAAUUUGUACAAACGCAGACCGGAAGCGGGCAGUAGACAAUCAAUUAACUCAAUAGGAAGUGAUUUAUUUAGCAUUUUAGACUCUCAGAAAAAUCUGAAACGUGUGCUUACGCCAAUAUCUGGCCGACAUAUGAAUGUUACCCCGGAAACUACCGAGGAUAAAUCUAUGGGGCGAACGAGGCUACCAAGUAUUCCGAGCGGAAGAAAACUUUACCUUGUGCAACAAAAUAACAAACUUGACCAUUUGUAGCGUAGCAAAUCUAAGAUCGAUGUUAUCUGAAGACAUAGUUUCGUCAUAAGUGCUAUUGAUAUUUUUUGUUUUGUUUACAUGAAAUAUUUCAUUUAAAAUAAAAAUAGUGUUGUUCUAUUACAAUCAGUGUGUGUCUUACCUUAAACAUAUUUUAUUGCCUUUUUUACUUUCAACAUAAUCGGUAUUUACAACAAUAAUAUAGAGUAUACAAAAAGCAAAUGGGUUGGACACAAGUUCUAACAACAUUAGUAACGUCUUCCCCAUGUUAUAAAACACGUCAUAAAUGCUACCUCGGAAGGCAAUAUUUUGCUUCAAAUGAAGACUUAAAACAAAGGUUACUUUACUUUUUAUUCAUCAUAUUAAUGCACCAGUCAAUUGUAACCACGGCCGCCAGGUCCGGGGGUAUACCGGGGAUAGCUGGGAAAAUGGGCCGUGUUUUUACCUUCCAGGUGGCCCCGCAGUGCCGGGUGAAUGCGGUGGUUUUGUCUUCGCGUCAAUUAUAGCGGGGAAUGGGCUUUACCUAGGGUCCCUGGGGUGCGGGAGCAUUUGGCAGGGAUUUACCAUCUAUUCGUCCCCGCAAGGCGGGGAUUUUACUCGGGUUUGGCUGGAUCAAAAGUCAAAGUCCCCGCUCCUCUCCGGACCUGGGGGCCGUGGUUAUAACUGACUGGUGCAUAAAUGAAAAAAGGCGCGGUAAACGCCGCUUACAUAGCCCUGCCUUCAGUCUUUUACUAUAUUUUGAUUGAGAAGUACGUUUUUUUAAAACACUUCGACAAACCUUGUCACAAACCCCGCCUGAUGCCAAAACACUGUCAAAACGUUAUUUUGGAAACAUGUUUGUCGAAGUGUUUGAGGAAAGUAAUCACCUAAUCUAAUUCCUGUAAUAAAACGAAGGCGGGGGGAUCUUUAGGCGGCGUAGACUACCUUUUGUUUAGGUGACAUAGACUGGCUUUUGUUUAGGUGGCAUACACUGCCUUAAUUUUGUUUCAUUUAAAAUGGUGUAGAAAAAGAAGUUAUCUUUGUUUUAACUUUUAAGUCAUCUUUCGAAGCAAAAUUUUGUCUACUUACGUAGCGAGUGUGACGUAAUUUGUCACGCGGUAUACACACACUGAAUAUGCGUUUUAGGA
Messenger RNA from Mya arenaria, 2959 nucleotides. RefSeq names its product ankyrin repeat domain-containing protein 33B-like. Gene Ontology annotation, molecular function: protein binding; RNA nuclease activity; RNA binding. The transcript has a single exon. The record is from RefSeq and is a predicted model, not a curated record. Bases 813 to 1835 code for a protein of 340 amino acids. Gene Ontology annotation, biological process: RNA processing. NCBI's taxonomy places the organism in Eukaryota, Metazoa, Mollusca, Bivalvia, Myida, Myidae.